AUGGAAUAUUUAGACGUUGUUGAACAGCGUCGUAUGCCAACAGGAAGAACUGAGACGUCGUGUGGAAUUGCUGGUAAGCCAUCAGGGUUGAUUAUCAAUGGAACUCAAUCUGAGAGAGGUGCAUGGCCUUGGUUGGCUGCGUUAUAUUUGGCUAAAGGUGAUAAAUUCUUUUGUGGUGGGAAUUUAAUUAGUGACAAUAUGGUGGUGACGGCAGCUCAUUGUAUUAUUGAUAAAGGUGCAAGCAAACCUCUUCAAGCAAAUGAAAUUGUAGUCAAGCUCGGAAAAUUCAAUCUCACUGACCCACUAGAACGAGGUUCCAUGACCGUUUAUCCAUCUGACAUAAUCAUUCAUCAAAAUUGGAAAACUUAUACACAAAACUAUGAUUCAGAUAUUGCAAUAAUUGUUCUCGAGACACAGUUUGGCUUUACCGAUAAAAUUUCACCAAUUUGUUUGUGGGAUAAAAAUCACGAGCCAAGAAAAGACAACGGAAUUGUUGUUGGAUGGGGAAAGUCAGAAUCAGAAGCUGAACAUGAGAGCACGCCAAAGGAAUUGGAAGUUUCCAUUGUUAAAAAUGAAGUUUGCUUUCUGAAAAAUCAUCGAUUUGCUGCAAUCUCUUCUUUAAAUACUUUUUGUGCUGGUAAAGAUGAAACGUCAGGCCCAUGUAGAGGUGAUUCAGGUUCUGGUCUUUUUGUCAGUUUUGGAAAUCGAAACAGACGAUGGUAUUUGAGAGGCAUCGUUUCAGCUUCAUUUGUAAAUGAAAAUAACGAGUGUCAAGUUUCCGAUGAUUCAAUUUUUACAAAUGUUGUAAAAUUUAACGAGUGGAUUCUUCAGACAUCAAAAAAGGUUAGCAUGUCGUCACCAUUACGGCCCAAUCAAAAUCCUGAUGAAAAGAUUUCAAAGAAAGAAAUUUUCUGCUUUUUUGAAAGUUGGGCUGAAGGUCGUCAAGGUGACGGCGUGUUUUUCUUAAAUGAUUUCAGACCUGAACUUUGCACAACUGCUGUUUAUUUAUUGUCAAAUCUCGAUGAAGCUGGUGAUAGUCUCAAGCCGACAAAUCCUUGGCAAGAACUGGAAGACAAUGGUGGACAGAAUCUUUACAAGCGAUUCACAUCAUUAAAAAAAUCUCAUAACGGUCUUCGGACUUUACUUGCUGUUGGCGGUUGGAUUGAUGGUUCAAAGAAAUAUUCUGAACUUGCUGCUGAUGUUAACAGACGAAAGCGAUUUGCUGUUAAUUCAGCUAAUUAUCUUGAGAAAUAUGGCUUUGAUGGCCUUCAUUUUCAUUGGGAACAUCCAGCACAUCGUGGAGGUUCUCCUUCUGAUAAAAGAAACUUUGGGUUAUUAUUGCAAGAGAUUCACGAAGUGUAUCAACAAGAAAAUCUUUUUCUCAGUGUUUUUGUUCGUACACCUGCAAAUAUCGUUGAGUCUGCUUAUGACAUGAGAAGCAUUGGAAAAUAUGCUGAUGCGAUUUUAAUUAUGACAUUUGACUUUACUGGUUAUUGGGAUCAGAAGAUUGAAUAUCCAGCUGCAAUUUAUGGUGCAGGUGAAAGAACAAUUGAUUCGAGAGUGAAAUAUUUCAGAGAUUACCAUGGCAUUCCAUCUGAAAAGUUGAUAUUGGGAAUUCCAUUCUUUGGGCGUUCUUACAUCGCAUCAACUAAUGGGAACAUUGGAGAUAAGACACUAAAUGAUGUCAACUUUCCUGGACCAUUUGUGAAUGAAAAUGGUUUUCUAGGCUACAAUGAAAUUUGUAGACUAAGGAAAGAAUAUCAAUGGGAAUUGACUUUUGACAAUUUAGCAUCUCAGACUAUCGGAAAGUUUGUUAAAAAUAAUUUGACUCAUGUUGUUAUUUAUGAUUCACCUCGAUCAGUUGCAAACAAAGUGAAAUAUGCGUUUGAGAACAAUCUUGGUGGAGUUUGGACUUGGUUUGUAGACACUGAUGACUUCUUAGGUGAAUGUCCAAGAGAUUUGACGACUUUCUCUGAUUUUACGGGAACGAAACGUGAACCAGUAAGAUAUAGAGAAUUGGCAUUGCUGACAACAACUCAUGAAACGUUCAAAUUGAUGAAGUCGAUCAAAAUUAAUGAUCCAAAAUAA
This is a messenger RNA of Clunio marinus, 2088 nucleotides long. The record is from the annotation of a GenBank genome assembly. NCBI's taxonomy places the organism in Eukaryota, Metazoa, Arthropoda, Insecta, Diptera, Chironomidae.